Messenger RNA from Rotaria sp. Silwood1, 618 nucleotides. The record is from the annotation of a GenBank genome assembly. NCBI's taxonomy places the organism in Eukaryota, Metazoa, Rotifera, Eurotatoria, Philodinida, Philodinidae.
AUGUUCAAUGUACCGAACGAUUAUUUUAUAUCAUCACCGUCGUCACCUAGUCUAAUAUUUAAUCAUCAACAUCAUAAUACACAUUAUCAUCCAUAUAAUCGUAUAUCAACAUCUUAUUAUUCAACACAUGAGUUUGAAACACAUACAUAUGAUGAUAAUCAUACAAUACAAAAUUAUAAUCAUAAUAUAACAUGGAAUGAAAAUGAUUUAGGAAUAGGAGGACAAACAGGUGCUCCUCGUGGUUUUAAACGACGUGUAUCAGCUAAUAAAAAAGAACGUCGUCGUACACAAUCUAUAAAUACAGCUUUUUCUGAUCUUCGUACAGCCAUACCAAAUGUUCAACCAGAUACAAAAUUAUCAAAAAUUAAAACACUUAAAUUAGCAACAAAAUAUAUUGAAUUUUUAAUGGAUAUAUUAUCUAAAGAUGAUUCAACUACUAUGCCAAAUACAUUCAAAGCUGAAAUUAUUAAAACACGUCGAGAUCAUCGAGAUUUAAUGAAAUUUGAUAAUUCAUCAUCAACACGUAAAUUUAAAGGACGAACAGGUUGGCCACAAACUGUUUGGCAAUCAGAAUUAAAUCGUCAUGAAACUUUUCAUCAACAUGAUAAUAAACUAUAA